Messenger RNA from Rattus norvegicus (Norway rat), 2125 nucleotides. The record is from RefSeq and is a predicted model, not a curated record. NCBI's taxonomy places the organism in Eukaryota, Metazoa, Chordata, Mammalia, Rodentia, Muridae.
GACAGGGCCCUGGGAGGCAAGGCCAAAGAGUAGAUCCCCCUCUCCCCAACCCAGAACAGUCAGUCCUGAUCAGCACCCCCUCGAUGGCAGGAAGGGUAAGGCAUAGUGGGAGUCGCUAUAGAGGGCUUCCAGAGGAAGUACCAGCAGGGCCCUCUAACUCAACAGUAAGCCACCCAGUUCUCUGAUACCGGUUAGGAUCCUAGGGUUAUAGGCAACUCUCGAGCCUGGUGGGUUUAAAUGAUGGCCGCUCAUUCCCACACAAUGUUGGAAACCUGAAGCCUGGUUAGCCUAAUUCUGAUUGGGACAGAAUUAGUUCCUUCUUGGGGCUCCAGGGGAGAAGUUGUUCUACACCCUUCUUCUGGCUUCUGGCUCCUGGCGAUGGCUGGCGACCUGGCCUUCCUUGGCUCUGCCCACAGGAGAUCAUGCUCCCUGAGUGUCGGUGUCCCAAGUUUCCCAGUCAUCGAUCUAAGGCAUGCCCUGACGUAGUAAAACUUAUCUAGACAUGAUUGCAUCUGCCAAGAUCAAACAAGUCAGGAAAGGUGUAGUCAGUGCCAGGGCUUAGGGAUGUACCUCACAGGGAACAGGUACUGCACACCCGUACGGUGAAGAGCACAGGCUCGAGAGGGACAGAUAGGGCUCAGCCCCUGGUACAGUCCCUCGGCCUGCUUCUCCACCACCGUGUAGCAGGAGAGACAAUGCAGAAGAUCCAAAAGGCUGAGCCAAGUGCCUUGAUCUCUCCAAGCCUCCUGUUGGGGGAGGACCUGGAAUGCCUGUACCAGCAACUGCGGGACACCAGUCUACAGGACAGGGAGCCACUUGGCUCUCCCAGCCUCUCCUUCUGCACAUAUGAGCAGCCCACAGCCUUUGAGGAGCUGGCUCAGCAGGCUGCAGUCGGCCCAGGCCCGGAAGCUGGCUGGAGCGGCCAAGGGGGUCUGUUCUUCGAGGACUCAGCGCCACCCAGUGGCUUCUUCCCGUACUACCGUUCCCAGGAAGAGCACUUGCCCAGUGCCACCGUGCCUCAAGGCUGCUGCUGGUGUCUGGCCUCUAGAGACCUCUUUCCAGGAAGUGAGACACAAGACGGCUGCCACAAAGUGACAGCCAGAGAUGGAUGCCUUUCCCCCUUGGCAGGGCCAGACCUCAUCUCUGGGUUUUCACCCUCACCAGCCUGCUGCUGCUGCUUGGAAGGUCUCGCGUGUGAUGACAGCCAGGAUGCCGCUCUCGCUAGGCACCCUGUUCUUGGUGCCUCGGGAUUCGUGCCAUACUACAGAAGCCCCGAAGAGAGGCUAGACACCAGUCCCGUGCUUCCCUCCUCGGUGCUGGGGAGCUCACGAGAGUGACCCCAACCUGGUGGUGCGCAGGAGUGAAGGCAGCAGGGACUUCGUGCUCCAAAACCUCCUGGUCAGUGAAGGAUAAAGGGAACAGGAACGGAGGCCCCUACAGCUCGUGCCACCUGCCCUGGGACCACAGCUGGCCUAAUCAGAUCUCCCAGCCUGUGCCCACUUGUGUCCAUCAACUGAGGGGAAAGUCGGAGGAGAGUCAGGCAGUCCUUGGCCCUCGCAACUUGGUACAGAAGAAGGUACAGGAGCUUCAGGAUCCUGCGCUGGCAUUUUGGGAGAUGUUUCUCCUCCUGGAAACCUCUCCACUCUGGCUACGUGAACGCGGUCCCUUUCCACCGGGAAGCUCCGAGUGCUGUGCUGCAGCGCCCCCUCCUGGCACAUCUUGUCAACACACAGCUGGUGUCCCCGUGGUCUACAAUUUUAUUCCUCAGACACUGCCUAAGAAGGCACCAUACCUACCUUAUAAAGACCGAAACCACCAGCUGCAGCAGCCUCAACCCUGCCGCGGCGACCAGGCAGCCUAGUCCUCAAAUGGUCAACCCACCUUCAGCCCACAGCCACACUCUGCUGUGCAGCUCCGAAGUCGCACCAGGCGGACGAGAGGCUGAUCCUCUGAGCAUUCUCUGGGCAGACCCCAGAGAACUGUCUAUGAGGAAGGAACCUUUCCCGAUGACAAGCUCACAAAGCAACCCCGAAAUCACUGUGACCUUUUUCUCCCUCCAGUUACCUCCCAUAGUCUGCGCAGGAACAACAAAGGCCCAAAGCUGUUGUGGGGCCUGUUACAGCCA